GUGCUUCAGGUUAAGAACAGUUUCAGGUUAAGAACAGAUCUCCGGAACGAAUUCUUAACCCGAGGUACCACUGUACUUGAUUCAUAAUUGAGUGUGCAGAGAUUGUACAGUUGGAUGUGGCUCCUACAGUGUUGAUCCUCAGAAAUAAAUUGAACAAGCCUGCCCAGAGUGCUUUUGCCUUCCCAGUGAGAAUCUGUUUAUAUUUAAUAAAAUGAUUCCACCACGGGUAACUUCAGUCUAAAAUAUAAACUCACUGGGUUGUAUCCAAUGCUAAUCCUACUUACAGUAGCCCCACUGAAAUUGUUGAACAUGACUAACUUAGGACCCGCUUUAGAUACAACCCUUCAUUGCCUGUGUCAGUCAUGUGAUACAUGGAGUUACUGCCAUUCUUUUACCAAAAUGCCAAGGGACACCGCCCUGAAACAAGUGGUUCUAGCACCAGUAUAAAGUAGUUACUGAAAUGUUAAGGGAAUUCAUGUAAUGUUAUGGGAAUCCACUGUUUUCUGUGUUCUACUUCACCAGAGCCCAGAGCAGUUCCAGUCCAAGUUUUACAAAAAAAUUGCAAGUCACACAGCAUCAAGUGAUAGCUUAAAAAAAAAAGCCCUACCAUGCACCUAAAGAAAGAAAGCUUGCCAGCCGCCUUUUUCCUUCUAUCCUCUUCGCCCUCUUUAGCAUUAUUGUGUGAUCUUCUUAACGCCAUCAGCUUCUAAUGAGGUUAACUCAUUAGAAAUGUGGCAGACACACGUUUUGAAAAGUAAAUUGUCUCCAUCCACAUCCAUUAAAAAAAAGUAUGAGUAAAAAAUAAGAAACCAAUCUAAUUGCUUUACAAACAAGAUUCUGAAAAGGGCAAUAAAGAAUCAAACGGGAAGCUGGGUUCUCUGAGCUUGGCUACUGUAUUAAGUGUAGCCUUUAAGGAAACUGUUCUGAGCAUGCUCAGAACAUUGGCUCCUGGGUUUAUCAGAAAAGUAACCUGCUAAUGUGGCUGGAUUGCCACCCAGGAGGGAGAGGAGAACUGCACACCUAGGGCUAAGAGCUAGUAGCUCCAUUAACAUACAGAUAUCUGAAGGUAUCUGAAGAAGUGUGCAUGCACACAAAAGCUUAUACCCAGAACAAACUUAGUUGGUCUCUAAGGUGCUACUGGACAAUUAUUAUUAUUAUUAUUAUUAUUAUUAUUAUUAUUAUACAGAUUUACUAUCAUGUUUUAUUCCUGCUUGGUGAUAAAUGGAUGGAGUCUUCUGGUCAUAGCAAUGCUAUGAGAAUCUGGGUGAUGCAGAAAACUGAUUGACCAGAGAACUGGAGAUUCACAGAAGAGUGGCUUUGAGAUUUUGAUGGAAACUCUCUUAAAAAUUGUGUGAUAAUUUACAUGGUAGGGCUAAGCCCUUGUUACCCUGAUAGACCCGCCUCCAGUGACUUUAAUCGAGGUAGGAGAAAUGAAGAGUGGGAAGAACACAAAAAUAUAAAAUACUAGAUUUUAGCAAUGGCAAUUCAUUAUUUUUUAGUCAUGUUUACAAGGUGUUCUCUCAGUUUACAACAUACACUAAACACUGGAGGGGGCAGCUUUAUGGGGCCCAAAUUCUGUACAUGCUGUGAAUACCUAUAAAUUGCCAAUGAGGUGGAUAAGAAGGAUGAAGUGCGAAAAGUGGCGAAGAAUUUCAGAGCUGGAAUCACGUGGAGGAACAAUCACUAGAAGUUAGUCUUGCUUCACACCCUCAGGCAAAUUCUACAGAGCUGCACCUUGCUUACCACAUAUUUCAUUUUUGUUCCACGUGUUUCAUUUUUAUCCAAGGAGCCUAGUGUCCUGUUAUGUGGUUCCCUCUCCGUAGAUCCCAAAAUAACCAUUUGUGGUUGGUUCCUUGAGAGCGUGUGAGAUAGAACAAGCUUCAUAUCGGAGUAGGUAUUUGAAUCUGGAUCUUCCUGCUCAGCCAGGCACUCUAAUCAUGGCAUGAGAUUGCCUUCCUGUUUACUCAAGAACCUGAAUUUUGUGGGUCCAUAAUUCAUCUCUUUAUUCACUCUUCAUGCUUAGUUGUGUGUCUUAUUGGUUUGGUAUGAAGAAAACAUUGUGAAGGUGACCAGAGACAAACUAAAAAUAAACGCCACAGUCCAAAGAACCUAAAUACUAUUGAACCUAAAUGCCUGGGCUGUGUGUAUGUGUAACUGGUGAUAAUAGCCAAUAACCCAGGCAGUAAGAAUGAAGGUAAAUGAGCCCCAGGAGCAUAUCGUCCUCAGCUGUAAAAAAUUAACUUUGUUUGCAAGAGCAAAGAUUUCAAAUGUGCUCCUGGAGUCACAAUGCUGGAUUGAAAUAUUAAAUUACUUACUGGUUUUACUGCUUUCCGAACCAGUUUCUUUGUGUUCUAGCUAAUACGUUUUGACUGGGUUGGUGGUAAUCAUAGAAGAGUCAAAAUGAGAUCUUGGCUAUUGAUGAUGUGGCAGUGAUAAGGGAGUAGCUCUGUCCGAGGCAGUUGCACUAUGGUGUCAAAAUGUGUUGGUUUUCCCAGAGACUUCUGUGACCCUACUGACCUGUCAGCUUUUGCCACGUUUGCUUAAAAAUGCCUUUCUGUGGAAGAACAGCAGGUGUGGGCUAAUCCUUAUCCCUCUCUCUCUUUUAAGCAGUGUCGAUCCUUGCGUUACAGGGCACCUCCCAUCUUCUGUGUGACUUCCAGCAUGGCUGGUUUGAACGUCUCCAUAGCCUUUUUCUUCUCCAUUGUCGCCCUUUGUGAGGUGACCAGGAGGCUCUCCAAGAGAAUUUUUCCACCUAAGCUGUACUCGUGCUUUGCUAGCGAACUGGCCAGCUCAUUCCAGCUGUGUGCUUGCUGCCUGGAGCUAAAGAUGCUUGUGGAGAUUGGUCCAUGGGUUGGUGGCUUUGGCCCAGAUGUGAGCUUCACACUCCUCUUCCUUCUCUUCUUGGUUCAUGGUGCUUCUUUUGAUGGAGCUUCUGCCAACCCUGCCGUCUCCCUCCAGGAAUUUUUAGCUUUGAAUUCUCCUUUUGUGGUCACAGUUUCCAAGCUCUUGGUCCAGUUUAUGGGGAUGAUAGCAGCUGAUGCCUUGACCAAGCUAUAUUGGUCCAGGGAACUGACAGACUUCCACAUGAUUCAAAACAUAAUGGUCCAAGACUGCAGCUCAUCGCUCAGAACAUCUGUCUCCCAUGGCAUCUUUGUGGAGGCCACAUGCUCAUUUUUUUUCAACGUAGCGAUUCUCAGGUUCCGAUCCAGUUCUCCCAUGUACAGAGCCCCUUUCGUUGCACUCACUGUUACUGCCUUGGCCUACACAGCUGCACCUUUCACAGGAGCCUUUUUUAACCCUGCCCUGGCAUUUGCUGUGACUUUUUCCUGUUCUGGGAACAGCUUACCAGAGUAUAUGCAAGUGUAUUGGUUGGGGCCCACUGCAGGGAUGCUGGUAGCUCUGUUCGUGUAUCGGGGGAACAUCCCACGACUCUUUCAGACAAACCUGCUGUACAGUCAAAAGAACAAAUACAGGAUCCCCAAGGGAAAAGCAAUUCCAUUGUCUGGUGCUGAACAAAGACAGCCAAAAGCACAGAAGGCGACCAGCUGCUCAGGACCAUCGGACAGAACAGAGUGAAAGAGAUUGGCAUUGGUGGAUGGCACUGGGGGUCCUUUCAGUCUUUGAUUGUUAUUAUUUGGCAUGAGGAAGAAGACCUUGAGCAUCUCUCUGUGUUCCUGAGGUCGCUUGUAGUGCAUUCCGGCUAGAAAGAGGGACAAAAAGUCAUCUCUCAUGUGCUGCCAUAUCACCAGUGUAUUGCGUUGAGCUAGGUCCUUCAAAGGUCUGUAGAAGUUAAGACCCUUAACAUUCCAUACAUUCAGGUUGUCUUCUUCUUAGUGCCCUGUUCGGGAUAUUUUUCAUUCUGUAGCAUUCUUAUGAAUGGGUGGGAUGAUGUAGUACCUUGUGGCCCCCACCCAGAGAAAGUUAGCUAUCUUCAGUGCUUUUUUCCUAUGGGUACGCAGGGGUACGCAUACCCCAAAACAUUUUAUGAAUCUUUGUACUUUUGUCCAUUUACUGUAUUUAUUUCCCCCGAUUUGAACUAUUUUCUUGAGGCAAAAUGAAAGUACCCCUAAGGAAAAAAAGCACUGGCUGUCUUUAUGUUCUGUGAUAUGGGAUUAAAUAAGGGAGGGGGCUGUGGCCCUCUGUAUGUUGUUGGACCCAAGCUCCCAUCAGCCCCACACAGUUUGGCAAAGUGGGAAAGGAUGAUGGGAGCUGUAGUCCAAGUUCCCCAGCCCCAUUAUAUAAUAUGGUGGGAUCUUUGGCAUUCUUGAAUGUACAGGCAACUCGCAACUCACAUGCAUUCAAGUCGCAAGGGACCGUACACAUGUGUGACGUUUUUGGCACUGAAAGCUGGUGGGGGCAGAAUAGGAUCAGAAUUUGUUAGUGUGGGGGCAAAAUAGACCGGAUCGGACCAGAAGGGAUUUACAUGCAUCCAACUGACCCUGAAACAGAACUACUGCAUAACUGAGGAUUCCUUCGUAUGUGUUAUUAAGGGUUUGACACUUAAAUCAUAUAUUUGAUUUCAUAUGAAUCAUAUGAUUCCAUACGAGAGCUGCUGGAACUGAGUUCUGGUGAGUUCUGGCUGAAAAAAUCCCUGGGUAUUUUUUGCACUUGUGUAAUGCACUGGAAGUGUGCAACAGCUUUUGUGUGUGUGCAAUUGCUUAUUUAUUAGAUUUUUCACCUCCCCUUUACCAUGAGGUCUCAGGGUGGGUUACAGCAAUUUAAAAACACAAUCUUUAAAUCAGUUUAAACAAACCACAGUCAAGAGAACUGAGUGCUCCCACCCCAAAAUGUUUCUAAUAAGCUUCCAGCGGUGACAGCAGAUGUACAGCAGCUGACUUACUGGCUAAAAAAAAAGUAUUUUUAUUAAAUUUCCAAAAAGAAUCCACAUAAAAUACCAGUGCAUAUUACAAACUUUUUUCUUUCUUUUGUAUUGUCAACUAAUAUUGACUUACUGACUUUUUAUGGCAAAGGGAAAUCCAUAUUCAAUCUGGGCAGGGGGAAGAGUACAGGCAUGGCGACAUCACAUAGACAACGCUGAAAGUUUGUGUCAAUGAACAGCCCCGAUUCACAAUUAACACUCCAUCUGGAAUUUGCCCCUUGCACCUGUGUUGCACCUUGAACUUACCCUGUAUCCUUUUGCACCCUCACUUUCUCUACCCUUGAGUACAUAAGGGAUAAUAAAUACACAGUCAUUCAAUAUAUUCCUUGCAUAACUCUUAACAAUGUGUUCUUAUCAGCUGAUCUGAAUUAAGCCAUUUGCAAUGGGGAAAGCACAUCUCUCUCUGUAAACAAUGAGUAAGGUAAACAAUUCGUUCAAUUGCUUAAAUGCCAACUGAUUGCCCUCGUUACAAAUUAGAAGUAUGAUCCAGCUAAAUUAAGCACUAAGGCUGCAAGUCUAACUCCACAUACUUGUCUAGAAGCCCCACUGAAUUCAAUAGGGCUCAUUUCUGCUUCUGAUGAAGCAUGGUUAAGAUUGUUCUGUAAGACUACAAUCCUACUUUGCAUAUUUUUUGGGGGGAGUAAGCCCUGAUCGUCUAUGGAAAUCCAUUCUUAACUCUGUCCUUGAAAUCAGUUUGCCUUUGAAAAGUGUCCAUUUCCAUCUUGUGUCUGCUUUAUCUCUCCCUCCCCUGCAAGAGACAUGAUUGUGAUAGUUUAAAAGGACCUUGUGGUCAUAUUGAAAGUGUCAAAUAGAACCAAUACUCUAAUAGCAGAUGGGGAAGUAGUCAUCAGAGUAGAGUUGGCCACACACGAUGAGAAAUCCUUUAAUGUACUGACCCACACAAAACUUAAUUUCAAGUUGGUUGUCAGGAUUUGGGGCUGGGGGAGGUAUUAUUUAUAUCUCUUAGAAAUUCCUUCCCUAUUGGCAGUUCUUGAUGUUUGGUGAUAAGCCAAUUGCUAAUAAAAUAGAUUUUUGUUCAGUUCAACUUAAUGUGAAUUAAUUAUUGCUUGGUUACAUCUAGCAUUUUUAUUUUGUAUUCUUUUACAUUUGUAUAGUGGUUUCCC
This is a messenger RNA of Podarcis muralis (Common wall lizard), 6003 nucleotides long. RefSeq names its product aquaporin-12-like. The record is from RefSeq and is a predicted model, not a curated record. NCBI's taxonomy places the organism in Eukaryota, Metazoa, Chordata, Lepidosauria, Squamata, Lacertidae. Gene Ontology annotation, cellular component: cytoplasm; membrane. Gene Ontology annotation, biological process: transmembrane transport. Gene Ontology annotation, molecular function: channel activity.